UCGAGAGACCAAAUUUCUCCUAUUGUGACUGACAUGUUGGCUGUAACAAUGUCGAGUGCUUCACAUAGCUUGACAUAUAAUUCUACAGCGUACGAUAACUUACCAGGGAGUACUUCGGAUAGUUUACCUCAGAGUUGUUUCGUAUUACAACGAAAUAUGUGUAUUUAAUAUAGAAUGACAAUGUGUAAUGGAAUUUCCAAAGGUUAUAGAUUAAUAUUUACAGUUUUAUUAUAUUUUGCGUGCAUUAUAGUGUAAUGAUCUAAUCAUAUUUUAAUCAUCUCUCUAAGCAUAAGCACAAAUGCAUUCUACCAUCAACACUACUUGUAUAAUGUUUUAGUAUAUUCCACUUGUACUGACAUUGUAUAAAUUUACAAGUUCGUACAUCGCACAUAUCCAGUGAUGGCACCAGGUGGGAGACAUCGUUCGGGCACUGGAUCUACCCCUUCCACCCGUGAUGCAGCGGAGACAGCAUCGCCGUCACAUGUUGCAUCACAGGCAUCUGAUCCCUCAAUCGUUCAUACACCGAGCACUGCAUCAUCGUCGACCAGCCGACGAGGACGUGGACCCACGCGUGGGUUAGUUUUACAGAGACUUACGCGUGAGGGUAGGGUGACAGUAGAGUUCCCACAGGACUACCUUAGACCUGUUGGGGACAAUACUAGGUUGUUUACAUCGGAGGUCGGUGUCUUAUGUCGAUCUCUGAUCCCUACCACCACCCUCCGUUGGGUAGACGUGACAGAUGAUGUGCGGCAGCACAUCCAUAAAUUUGUCUUGGAUUUGAGUGCUUUGUACAUUUCCCAUGCCGUCGACGACAUGAUCAAGGAGCGGUUUAAGGAGUAUCGCAGUGAUUUACACUAG
Molecule: messenger RNA, 858 nt
Organism: Magnolia sinica
Lineage: Eukaryota; Viridiplantae; Streptophyta; Magnoliopsida; Magnoliales; Magnoliaceae
Exons: 3
Coding region: 400-858 (152 amino acids)
Source: RefSeq, a predicted model, not a curated record